AUGACAGCCUCCGUGCUCCUCCAUCCCCGCUGGAUCGAGCCCGUCAUGUUCCUCUACGACAACAGCCUGGAGGAGAUCAACAAGAACAUGGAAGCCGGUUUCCACGCGGCGGCGGCGGCGGCCGCAGGCACCAACUUCGCCGCGGCCAACCAGUGCCGGAACCUGAUGGCUCACCCAGCCUCGCUCGCCGCCCCGGGCAGCGCCGCCGCCUACACGUCGAGCGAGGCGCCCGCCGCCGCCGCCGCGGGCAUGGCUGAGCCCGGGGCAUCUGUCAAGCAGUGCAGUCCCUGCUCGGCCGCCGUGCAGAGCUCGUCUGGGCCGGCCGCGCUGCCCUACGGCUACUUCGGCAGCGGCUACUUCCCGUGCCGCAUGAGCCACCACAAUGCCGCGCUCAAGUCGUGCGCGCAGCCCGCCGCCUCCUUCGCCGACAAGUACAUGGACACGUCGGUAGGCGCCGCCGGAGAGGACUUCACCUCCCGGGCCAAGGAAUUCGCCUUCUACCAGGGCUACGCCGCCGGACCCUACCAGCCGGUGCCGGGCUACCUGGAUAUGCCCGUGGUGCCCACCAUCGGAGGCCCCGGGGAGCCCAGGCACGACUCGAUGCUGCCCAUGGAAGGCUACCAGCCCUGGGCUAUCACCAAUGGCUGGAAUGGGCAAGUCUACUGCCCCAAGGAACAGAACCAGCCGCCCCACCUCUGGAAAUCCACUCUCCCGGGUAAUGCACCUGCACGACCCUUCUUUUCUACUCCGGAGAAUGCUUACUUAGUGCCUCACUGUCUGCCUUGCCCCGGUAGAAUUAACAACGCCCGUUCUCCUCCUAAGCCUCCACCAUCAUCCCUCACUUAUUAGCAACAAUAUGGUCGUUUCCCUUAAGAGACAGAGACAGAAUUCGCCCCAGUUAGGCUGCAAACCUAAUCCACACUGAUCUGGGAGUGAGUCCCCUUCAGCUCAGGAGGGUUUCGGUCCGAGCAGACGCACCCAGGAUGGCUCUGCACCUAUCCGUACUUAUAGUGCAACUGCAGCCCUCUUGGUUAUUUCGCUCACAGCAGGGUCAGCCCCUCGCUCUGAGAAGACUAGCGAUUUACUUGGCUGUCCCACCAAUCAUCGUGGUAGAAGUGAGAGUUGUUUUUAAUGCCAGUCUCUUACCUUCUACAACGUGGUUACCUAUAUAUGAGCCAUUUGUUAUUAACUUUCAUAGGGAGAGAGUGCGUGUGUUUGAAUCUAUAGAAAACAGUAGGGUUUACUUGCGAGUAAUGCAUGAAAGAUCCGAUUGUUGCUUCGCUAUCAUCUCUCUCACCAAGCGCGUUUCUGCUUCUUUCUCUCCGUCUCUCCAGCCAAAAUAGGGAAGAUUUUACUAGUUUACUGGUAUAUUAAUAUUUACCUCUUUUGCAACGUCACCAACCCAACUAGCAGAAAUUAUAAUAAUACUUAUAAUAUUGUAGCGUUUGUCCUCUUAUUCACACUCUCCCAAUACUCGUUAGAUCAAGCCUCUCAUAAAUAAUUUGAUUAUGAUGAUUAAGUCCCUUCUUCCUUAGUAUCACUGUUGCCAUUCCCUACGCCACUAUCAUCCAGUUUAGUUCCUCGGUUUGGGCUAUAUAAUAAAACUUGUUGUUGUUGUUUACUUGCUCAAUUACUAGCCUUCUGAUUAACAUAAAGCCUUCCUGGUGAAGAAUGAACUCCCUUAGUCAGAUUAUUCCUCUACGAUCAGCGGCUUUACCAAUAUAUAUGUGUGUAUAAUAUAUAUAUUGCUACUGCACCAGAAAAGUACUAGAAGCUGCAAUACUGUACUUGUAGCUGUCUAGCUUCAAGUCAGAAGAUUGUUACUCGUUCUGACUGCUCUACUUCCAAAUUAUUUCGACCAUCAGUCUCCUCUUCUCCGCUCCCCCUCCCCUUCUUCAGCGGUACCAGAACUAAGUUUCGGGUACCUCAGCUCUGCUGGAUCUAGAUUCUAGAACAUAUGCACGAUUUGUUUGUUUAUAUAUUUCUUUCCGAGGAGGGAAUGGGCUUGAACAAGUCUGCCAAGGGGCAUUAAGUCUUCCCGGUGAACAAGAAUUUUCCACCGAGGCUUCAGCUCGCACGCUUCAUCGGUUAUUAUAACUGCGUAUAAUUUUCCUACAGUCUUUUGGUGUUACAGGGAAAAGAGCUUGCAGCGAAGCGCUUGCUAGCAGCAGAAAAGCAAAGCCCGCAUUUCUGGGUGAUGACUUAGGAGCCAAGGCAGGCCUGUUGAUUGCAGUCCAUUUUAGCUUGUCACUGCGCGAAGGGGGAAGGCAUGGUGAAGAGUAAUAAAUUGAUAUCAGUUGAUGGUCGUAAUAAUGCUAAUGCCCGCCUUCCUGUUUUUAUUUUUUUCUUUUAUUAUUAUUAUUAUUAUUCUAGACGUGGUUUCGCACCCUUCGGAUGCCAACUCCUACCGGCGUGGGCGAAAGAAGAGAGUGCCUUACACCAAAGUUCAGUUAAAGGAACUGGAAAGGGAAUAUGCUACAAAUAAAUUCAUUACCAAGGACAAGCGCAGAAGGAUAUCGGCUACUACGAACCUCUCAGAGAGGCAGGUCACAAUCUGGUUCCAAAACAGAAGGGUGAAAGAAAAAAAAGUCAUCAACAAAUUGAAGACGACGAGUUAACGGAUUAAAUGAAAGCGCAGCUGCCCAGAGGCCUAAAAAACCAACUCUCUUUCUCUAUAUUUUUUUGGUCCAGAUUAUAAUAAUAAUAAUAAUAAGUAAAUAAUAAGUAAUAAGAAAAUAAGAAAAGACAAUGAACCUCUUCUUUCACCAGAACUCUCUGUCUCUUUGGAAUUAUGGCUUUUGGAGAGAGCGAGAAAGAGAGAGAGAAAGUAUGGGUUCUUGAGAAAUGCUUUAAGACUUGUCAGUGCUCCCGAAAUCCAGAAGAGGCCAUUUCAGUGACUGAGUCUGAGAGCCCAAAUGCCCAAUCCAGAAAUAUUUCAGUUAAGAAAGAUAAACAUUUUGUCGAGAAAAGCGUGUAAGUAUUACUGUGACUGUUGUAGGACACUAUUUAGGACUGUAAUCUGAAAUAUGGCUUUUUUAAAAAACACGCGCGCGCGCGCGCACACACACGCACACACUUUGCGAUCCAAUUUCUUGCGUUGCUUCCCAAAAGCAUGUUUGAAUGGUUGCUCAGGUAAACACGGGGGUGGGGUGGGGUUGUACAAUUACUGUAUGUUAAAGCAAUGCCUUUUGUGUUUUCUGUUUUAUUUUCUUUCUGGAGGAAGGUACUAAGUACCAAAGACAGCAGUAAUGAAGGAAACUCUGCGAAUGAUGAACCUUGAAAAGAAAUUAAAACCAGUCUAAACUACCGGGUGUAAAAAGGGUAACCUUACCAAAAAGAAAAUUGAUUUACUUUCCAAUCGCUCAUUUCUUGAUCCCUAAACUCAGUGAUAAUAGAAUACUCCAGAGAUUUGUAAAGGGACUCUAUAGCUUUUCAGUAUCAGCGACAUUAAUCAAGUAACAAAUGGUGUAAAUCCCAUAAAUGACUGUUUUCCAAACUUGGGGAGAAACAGAGACAUGAGAGUUAUAAUUGUGAUGUAACAGAAAUCCCUUUCUAAGAGAAACAAUCUCAAAGGACCUGAUAAUGAAAAUAUAUUUUGCUUCCCAGAGAUAUCUUGAUUUCUAUAUUCUAUAGCUUGAACUUUGAGUAAGUAGACAUUUUUCCUUCUUCGUUUUCAGUUAUCAGGCUGCAUUAGUAAGUAUAGGAAUUCAUUUUACAGCACUUUCACCCCUUGAAACAAAUCAGUCUGCAACUUCAGCCAGCACAUUAUUAUCCCUCCCCCCCCCCUUCACAAGGAGAGGCUAUCUUGUAAAUAUUUUUUUUUAAUCAGCACACUGUGAAAAUGUAUUGGUGCACCCUUGGUUUGUUUUUUGUUUUUUUAUAUUUUUACUGAAAAUGAAAAUCUAAGAG
This is a messenger RNA of Podarcis lilfordi (Lilford's wall lizard), 3909 nucleotides long. The record is from the annotation of a GenBank genome assembly. NCBI's taxonomy places the organism in Eukaryota, Metazoa, Chordata, Lepidosauria, Squamata, Lacertidae.